GCUAUCUGCAGAAGUGCCUGUGUCCGCUAGUCCUUCUUUUUUUAAACCUCCUUCUCCUUCCCUUCUCAUCCUUCUCAUCCUUCUCAUCAUCUUUUCAUCACUCUCUUCGCUUCAUCUCCUCUCCCGCAAACUAUUCGGCAGCCAUGUCCAAUACGACGGUUCCGUACACGACACCCUCAUUCAUAGAGUCCCAAUGGCAGUCCCUCUUUGAGGGCCGCAACGAAGCCUUGGUGACUCUGGCGCUCCUCUUCUUCUCGCACGAGAUCAUCUACUUCACGCGCUGCCUUCCUUAUCUGAUCGCGGACCAGAUCCCCGCCCUGCAAAAGUACAAGAUUCAGCAAAAGACUAUUCAGAACACCUCCCAGAACCAGUGGAAGGUCUUCCGCUAUGUCCUCAUGUCCCAUUUCUUCUUUGAGUUGCCCAUGAUCGUCGGUUUCCACCCAGUGGCUGUCUACUUUGGCAUGGCUAUUUCUUCGGUUCCUUUCCCUCCUCUCUCAAAGAUGGCCAUGCAGAUCUUCCUGUUCUUUGUCUUCGAGGACUUCUUCCACUACUGGGCUCACCGCGGUCUGCACUACGGCCCAUUCUACAAGCACAUUCACAAGCUGCACCACGAGUGGUCCGCCCCCUUCGGUCUCGCUGCUGAGUAUGCCCACCCUAUUGAGGUCCUUAUCCUCGGCACCGGCACCAUCAGCGGGCCCCUGAUCUGGUGCUACUUCACCCAUGACCUGCACCUCAUCACGACAUUGACCUGGAUGACUUUGCGUCUUUUCCAGGCCGUCGAAGCCCACUCUGGCUACGACUUCCCCUGGUCGACCCACAACUGGCUUCCUGGCUGGUCUGGCGCUGAGCACCACGACUAUCACCACAUGGCCUUCACAAAUAAUUUCUCAACCAGCUUCAGGUGGUGGGAUCACAUUUUUGGCACCAACAAGAAGUACUUGGCCUACAGGGCGAGGAAGGAUCAAGAGCUGAAGGCUCAGGAGGUUAAGAAGGAGCUGUAAAGGAUCGCGUUGCAUAUCGUAUCCAUUUUGCCUUUUCUUUUCUUACUAUCAUCUGUAGCAAUCAUAAAGUAGACUAUACACUCAUCAUUAAACCAUAUUCCCAUCGAG
Molecule: messenger RNA, 1109 nt
Organism: Gamsiella multidivaricata
Lineage: Eukaryota; Fungi; Mortierellomycota; Mortierellomycetes; Mortierellales; Mortierellaceae
Exons: 3
Coding region: 144-1001 (285 amino acids)
Biological process (GO): ergosterol biosynthetic process
Molecular function (GO): C-4 methylsterol oxidase activity; iron ion binding
Source: RefSeq, a predicted model, not a curated record